UAGUUUCUGACUGGUUGCUCUUUGAACUUUGCAGAUACUCCCAUGAGUCCGCCCGCUGUGGCAACAUCUUCUCGCUCGGACAAGGGGAAGUCCUCACGAAUGGAUGAGUCGUUGGUGGCCAGCUUGGCUGAGGGUGUGCCAUCUUCUACGAUUGUCGACGAGGAUGCUGACAGGAUUGUGCGUUCUAUUCAGGAUUUGUUCUCUUCCUGGGGGCAGGUCCAAAUGCCUCGCCCUGCUCCAUCUGAUCGUCCUGCUGCUUCUUCAGAAGAGGACUUGAAGUUCUUGAAGGAGCUGGUAUUUGAGUACGUGUCCUUCAUGGACAUGGACAUUGGAAGGGCUAGUGCUGCCAGACACAAGGAUGAACUUGAGCGCUUGAGUGCGAAGUUAGAGCAAGCACUGACGCUUCCGUCGCUCAAUCUUUCUGCCGACUUUAAAGCGACGUUGAAGGUCAUUCACUCCGAGGUCCUUACUAUGCUGGCCAAGAACGCUGAACUAAAGGCCAAGCGUACUCAAUAUCUUUGAGCCGUAGCUGAGAAAGAGACUCUGCGCUUGGAGAUCAACAAGGCUAAGGACGAGUUGAAAGAAAUUUCUUCCGAAGUCAUGAUUGAAGACUCCUUGAUGGUUAACUUGGCUGCUCAGAUGAGGGAACUUCAAGCCAAAAUGGACGAUUGCAGGGCGAGGAUGGCCGCUAAAAAGCGCAACGCCUCUCAGGGAAUUGAGCGAACUAAAUCCUUGGUCGAACAGUACAAGAAGCUGGAGGUUGAUGAUGAUAACGUUGCGGCUGAAUUGAACAUCACUACCUCCCGACAGAACGAGGAUUGGGAAAAACUUAGGGACCGAAUUCGUUCCUUAUGGGGUAGAAUGUAAUUAAGACACACGAUGUCUUUUUCUUUUUUGUAAUUUUGUUCCUUAUUAAUGAACAUUAAUUUCUUGUGCAUUUAUUUGAUGUUUAUUUUCUAAUCAUCAAUUCUUUAAGCGUUUAACUGCUUUGCAUUAAGAAUUUUGU
Messenger RNA from Olea europaea var. sylvestris, 1006 nucleotides. RefSeq lists its product as uncharacterized. The coding region runs from base 43 to 522 and encodes 159 amino acids. Lineage: Eukaryota; Viridiplantae; Streptophyta; Magnoliopsida; Lamiales; Oleaceae. The transcript has 2 exons. The record is from RefSeq and is a predicted model, not a curated record.